Empidonax traillii (willow flycatcher) is the source of this 1305-nucleotide messenger RNA. RefSeq names its product inhibin beta C chain-like. The record is from RefSeq and is a predicted model, not a curated record. The coding region runs from base 187 to 1275 and encodes 362 amino acids. The transcript has 3 exons. Gene Ontology annotation, biological process: BMP signaling pathway; SMAD protein signal transduction. NCBI's taxonomy places the organism in Eukaryota, Metazoa, Chordata, Aves, Passeriformes, Tyrannidae. Gene Ontology annotation, molecular function: cytokine activity; growth factor activity; hormone activity. Gene Ontology annotation, cellular component: extracellular region.
CCGCCCGCCCGGGCGGCUCCGCGGGAGCGCAGGGGCGUUUAUCUCGCCCGGGAUCAGCCAAUAUUUGUGGCCACGUCAGGAGAACGAGCCCAUCCUCGCUCCCUGCUCCGGCCCCGCCGCCGUCCCGUCCCGGUUCUCGAACGCGACCGCUGGGACACCCCGCGCCGCCGCCUCCCGCCAGCGGAGAUGACGGUCCCGGUGGUUCUGCUGCUCCUGAGCCUCCUGCGGACGGCGGCUGCCAGGGGCGAGCGGUGCCCGGCCUGCGGGGUGGCCGCGCUGGCCCCCGGCACGCAGCGGGAUGCGCUCCUGGCACUGGCCAAGCAGAGCAUCCUGGCCAAGCUGCGCUUGCCGGCCCGGCCCGGAGCCCCCCAACCCCCGGCCCGGGGGGCUCUGCUGGCCGCGCUCCGCAGGCUGCGGGGGCAGCGCUCGGACAUGGCCGCGCUCCCCGGGAUGCUCCGGGACGGCCCCGUCCCCCACUCGCGUCCCGGGCCGGGGCUGCAGGAGUACGAGAUCCUGAGCUUUGCCGAGUCAGGAUCCUCCACCUCCCGCGGAGUCCACCUGCAUUUCCGCUUCUCGCAGGAGCUGGCCAGGAGCACGGAGAUCCUGCAGGCCACCCUCUACCUGUUCUGGGCAGCCCCCAGCCCCGGGGCACAGCCUGUCACCGUCAGGCUGCUGCGGCCGGACCCGGCGGGGACAAACACGACGGUGGCCGUCGAGACACGGCUGGAGGUGCCGACACCCGGCUGGGCCUCGCUGGACGUGGGACCCGCCGUGAGGAGCCUCUCCGGACGGGAGAGCCCGCGGCUCACGGUGGAGCUGGAGCUGCCAGGGGACGGGGGGUCGCCCCUCCUGGCUGACCACAGGGAUUCCCACCGGCCGUUCGUGGUGGCCCAAGCCCGGGCCAGGACGCCCCACCGCGUCCACCGGCGCGGCAUCGACUGCGGCGCGGACUCGCGGAUGUGCUGCCGCCAGGAAUUCUUCGUGGACUUCAAGGAGAUCGGCUGGGAGGACUGGAUCAUCCAGCCCGAGGGGUACCACAUGAACUACUGCGCGGGGCUGUGCCCGCUGCACGUGGCCGGGAUCCCCGGCCUGGCCUCCUCCUUCCACACCGCCGUCCUCAACCGCAUCAAGGCCGCCAGCGCGGCGGCCGCCGUGGACUCCUGCUGCGUGCCCACCCAGCGCCGGCCCCUCUCCCUGCUCUACUACGACCGCGACAGCAACAUCGUCAAGACCGACAUCCCCGACAUGAUCGUGGACUCCUGCGGCUGCACCUGAGCAGGGCAGGGUGGGGACCCGCGGGCAGGG